AUGCCCUUCCGCACUAGCGCAAACUCUCGUUUCUGCUUUGAUUUCGACACGAAGUCCUUGCGCCGACUCGAGAACCAGCCCUUCCUGCUCUCUGAGGAUGAGGACUUUAAGCGUUGGGACUCCGGCAAGGUUCGAACUUUUAACGAGAUGAAAGGCGACAUCGGCCUCAACAGCGCCUUUCUGGCGGUGCUCAUUUUCAAAGCCAUCAUGAUUCACGGCAUCGAUAUCUCCAGGCGCCCGAACCUCAACUAUGACUUGAAUAAAUGGGUAUGUAUCGCAUUCAGUGUUCGGACGCAUACUACACAGGAUCUCCUCGGUGAACCGGCUCUGGAGGGUGUGCAUUCCGAUGGAGCGGAUCACACCCUGGUCACCCUCCUCGGCGCCGACAACAUGACCUCCACUAGCGCGGCCACCUUCCUACAUAGUAUGGACGAAGUCACAGGCACCCCGCUGAGAGAGGCGUCCCCGCUCAAGAUUGUUGGCCGCAAUAGGCAUGGCUCGUGCCUGGAUACCAUGAUGAUAGUGGAUCAUGAGCGUAAGCAUAGCCUGACGGCGGUUUAUGCCGAGGACAAGACGAGGCGAGCGACUCGCGAUGUAUUAAUCUUCUUCACGCGCAAGCCGUAUCUCGAGACGCACCCGGCGAUCUCCAUUGACUCCUUAAAAUCGCAUGCCAGUCUCGGCGUGGAACUUCCAUUGCUUGACCUAAGCUGA
Purpureocillium takamizusanense is the source of this 711-nucleotide messenger RNA. RefSeq lists its product as uncharacterized. NCBI's taxonomy places the organism in Eukaryota, Fungi, Ascomycota, Sordariomycetes, Hypocreales, Ophiocordycipitaceae. The record is from RefSeq and is a predicted model, not a curated record. Gene Ontology annotation, molecular function: dioxygenase activity. The transcript has a single exon. Bases 1 to 711 code for a protein of 236 amino acids.